AUGCCACCUGUGGAUAUUUCCAACAGGGCUCUUAGUGAUGCUACUGCUGAGAUUCUGCAAAUUCUCACUAGAGCCAUCAAUUGCACAAAAGGACACACUGGCCAUCUAGAAAUGGCCAUGGAGAUGGCAAAAAUCAUGAUGGCGGCAUUUCAAGCCCAUGGAGAGUCAGCAACAAUGAUCCCGCCGGUGAUACUCUCAGCGGCGAUGGAGUUGUCAGAGCAUGUGGAUCUAGUGGGCAAGAGAUCAUUUCUCACUCUGCCAAUCUGGAGAAACAUCCUACUGAGCAACUCUCAUAUCCAGCAACAUCUGCUUUGUAGCAAGGCCCACACAUUUGAAGAAGCCUUGAUGAAGGGACUGGCAUCCCAGCCCCCGAUGCAACCCAAAAUAACAGUGAUGACUAACUCGCUGAUGCUCCCAGCUGCUCAUUCAACAUUAAUGCCUAUCGUGAAGAAGACACUGAUAGACAUGACUAUUGACAGUGAUGAAGUUGAAAUUGUGAAGGAAAUAGCGCAAACUGACACCAGCCCCCACAAGAAGCAGACAUUCAUUGACACUGCUGACACCCAAGUGUCCGGUUUCCAACAUCAAGGCAAGAUUGAAAUGCCGGUAAAGGUAAAGGCCCACAUCGCAGUCGAUAUCCCGCUGAGAGACAGUAGGCAGAAGCCAAUGCUGAAAAGCAAGCAAAUGGAGAUGGCCAGAGCAUCUGAGUUGGAUGAGGUCGUAGUUGUGGAUGUGCCGCCAAUGAAGCGGACUGUAUUGCCUAACCACCUGCCGGCUACAGGUGAUGACAGUGGUCAAUUAAAACCAUGGUUUCAAGACUCUUCUUCAUUGCAACAAAAUGCCGGUACAACAACUCAGAAACAUGGCCAUCGGCAAGCAAUGUUGAUGGAGGAAGAUGAAGGAAACAUCCUGGAGGAUGUCGGCGACAUUAGCACUGGGCAAGAGGAGGAUAUCGGCGUGCUCAAUCACAUGGCGGCAGCCGCUGAGGACAUGCUGAUUGAUUCUUUGGGUGACACAGUGGCAAGGGAUCUGGGAGCCCUGACACUGAAGGCAAACAGAGACUCGGUGUCACUCAUCGCUGCCAAUAAAGUCCUACAGGACACCAUCAUCGACCUUCAAAACCAGGUAGCUGAGCUCUGUGCCCAUAAUGCAAUCACCGCCACACUCAUUGAAGCCAUCAACAUCUGCCUUACUGCCCAGGGUGAGGAAGUCAAGGCCUUGCAUGCAGAAAGUCAGCAUCAUGAGGCCCAGCUCUGGAGUGCCGAAGCAAAGGUGGCUUCGAAUGGAACAAGCACUGCCAUCCUCAGUGAUGCUUAUGAAUCGCUUCAGCAACAUGUUGUCUCCAAUGUGUCCCUUCCGCAUUUCAAUCAUGCCAUGUUCUUUCCUCCCAUCAGCCAUGGUACUCCCUACACACAAAGCAUGAGCUCCAGACAGGCACAGGCGAUGGAACAGCUUUACUUUAAUUUUAUACCAGGGCUGUCUACAGCUCCAGGCCUCCCUGGUACCAGUUUCACUGGCAGUUUUGGAAUUCAGGGCCUGGCAGUCACCCUCACUGCGACAUCAUGUGCUGCUGCAUCCCAUUCUGGUGGUGGAGUCACCCACAUCAUUGCAGGUCCUUCCACUGCUGCCAGCCAAUCCACCAAUAAUGAAGUCGCAGGACCUUCAGGUUCUCACCCUAGAGGUGCCUUUGAGGAAUCGGCAUCGGGGAUCGGUUGCAACUAG
Suillus fuscotomentosus is the source of this 1722-nucleotide messenger RNA. RefSeq lists its product as uncharacterized. The record is from RefSeq and is a predicted model, not a curated record. The transcript has 6 exons. Bases 1 to 1722 code for a protein of 573 amino acids. Lineage: Eukaryota; Fungi; Basidiomycota; Agaricomycetes; Boletales; Suillaceae.